CUGACUUGUUUCUCUUGAGUCUUGUGUUCAGAGCUCACAGUUAAUGUUUCUGAUGUUUCUCUCAGACUGAUGGAAGAUGAGUGAUUUGGAGGAAGAGCAGGAUGGAGCAGAGUCUCUAAUAUCCAGCUGUGUGUCUAUGAAGAGUGACCAAUCCAAAGAUGAUCCUCCACACUUCAGUAAUGAACCUGGACCCUCUUCGUGUUUAGGUCAACUCAGCCAGCAGAGAGCAGAGUCUCUAAUAUCCAGCUGUCUGUCUAUGAAGAGUGAUUGGUCCAAAGAUUCACCUCCAAACUUCAGUAAUGAACCUGGACCCUCAGACACAAAGGAUCAGUACCAGAGAGCAGAGUCUCUAAUAUCCAGAUCUCUGUCUAUGAAGAGUGACUGGUCUAAAGAUUCCCCACCAAACUUCAGUAAUGAACCUGGACCCUCAGACACAAAUGAAGGUUCAGUGGAGGAGCAGCUGUCCUGCUGUGCUUUGUGUCAGGACGUCCUGCAGGAUCCAGUCUCUACCAGCUGUGGACACUGGUUCUGCAGUCAGUGCAUCAUCUCAUGCAGGGACCAGUCUGCUCCAUCAGGACAGUCCUCCUGUCCCCAAUGUGGAAAAAGAUCCAGACCAAGACCAAGACUGCAGACAGACAGUCAGACAAGCCCCAUGCAAAAAGAAAGCAGUCUGCAGAGGGUUUUAGAUGAACAUAAAAUCCAUCUAAGAAGAAGAUGUGAAUUUGCAAUAGAAGGAAGUGAUGAAGCAGGAAGUGGAACCAUCCUCAACAGGAUCUACACUGAGCUCUACAUCACAGAGGGACAGAGUGAAGACGUUAAUACCCAACAUGAGGUGAGGCAGCUUGAAACAGCUUCCAAGAUGAUGACCCUCCAGGAUGCUCCAAUCAAGUAUCAUGACAUCUUUAAAGUCUUACCUGACCAACAGAAAUACAUCAGAGUUGUUCUGACGAACGGUGUCGCUGGUGUUGGAAAAACCUUCUCAGUGCAGAAGUUCACUCUGGACUGGGCAGAGGGCUUGGAAAACCAAGAUGUCAGUCUGGUGAUUCUGCUUUCACUCAGGGAGCUGAACUUGAUCAAAGAUGAGCAGUAUAGUCUUCUCAUGCUGAUCCAUGUUUUCCAUCCAACAUUACAGAAGGUCACAGCAAAGAAGCUCGCUGUCUGUGAAGUUCUGUUCAUCUUUGACGGCCUGGAUGAAAGCAGACUCUCAUUGGAUUUCCACAACAAUGAGGUUGUGUCUGAUGUCACACAGAAGUCAUCAGUCAAUGUGCUGUUGACAAACCUCAUCAAGGGGAAGCUGCUUCCCUUGGCUCUCAUCUGGAUAACUUCCCGACCUGCAGCAGUCAGUCAGAUCCCUCGAACAUGUGUUGACAGGGUAACAGAGGUUCGAGGCUUCACUGAUGCCCAGAAGGAGGAGUACUUCAGGAGGAGAUUCAGUGAUGAAGAGCUGUCCGGCAGAAUCAUCUCACACAUCAGGACAUCCAGGAGCCUCCACAUCAUGUGUCACAUCCCAGUCUUCUGCUGGAUCACUGCUAGAGUUCUGGAACACAUGUUGACUACAGACAAGAGAGCACAGCUGCCCAAGACCCUGACUGACCUGUACUCACAUUUCCUGCUGGUUCAGACAAAGAGGAGGAAGCACAAGUAUGAUGAGGCACAUGAGACAAAACCCCAGGAGCUGACAGAGGCUGACAGGGAAGUUCUUCUGAAGCUGGGGAGGCUGGCAUUUGAACAACUGGAGAAAGGAAACAUCAUGUUUUACAAGGAAGACCUGGAGCAGUGUGGUCUUGAUGUCACAGAGGCCUCGGUGCUAUCAGGAUUUUGUACAGAGAUCUUCAAAAGAGAGAGUGUGAUCUUCCAGAAAACAGUCUACUGCUUUGUUCAUUUGAGCGUUCAAGAGUUUCUGGCUGCGGUCUACAUGUACCACUGUUACACCAACUGGAAUACAGAGGUACUGGAGGACUUCCUGGGACCAGAAUGGACUAGAUAUGGUAACAUUGGCGUAAACUUGGAGGUGUACCUCAGCAGGUCCUUAGGGAAAGUCCUACAAAGUGAAAAUGGCCACUUGGACCUGUUUGUUCGCUUCCUUCAUGGCCUCUCUCAAGAGUCCAACCAGAGUCUCUUAGGAGAGCUGCUAGGUUGGACAGAGAACAGUCCAGAAAUUAUCCAGAGAGUCAUCGAAAACCUGAAGAAGGAGAGCAUGUACUAUAGCUCUCCUGAAAGAAACAUCAACAUCUUCCACUGUCUGAUGGAGAUGAACGACCGCUCAGUACAUCAGGAGAUCCAAGAGUUCUUGAAGUCAGAGAACAGAUCAGAGAAGAAACUCUCUGAGAUCCACUGCUCAGCUCUGGCCUACAUGCUGCAGAUGUCAGAGGAGGUUCUGGAUGAGUUGGACCUGAUGAAGUACAACACAUCACAGCAGGGACGACGGAGACUGAUCCAAGCUGUGAGCAACUGCAGAAAGGCUCGAUGUUAUGACUUUGACUUCUGGUACUGUCAAGCUGUGGCCUCAGCUCUCAAGUCAAACCCAUCUCAUCUGAGAGAGUUGUAUGUGAGGACUGAAAAAUAUAUAGAAAAGUCUGACGCAAAGCUGCUGUCUGCUGCAUUGGAGAGCCCACACUGUAAACUAGAGAUUCUGAGGUUAAACUGUAAGAUGGAACCAGAAGGCCUUGGCUAUCUACUCUCAGCUCUGAAGUCCAACCCCUCCCAACUGAGAGAGCUGGAUCUAAGUAACAACUAUUUUUUGUCAUCACACAUUAAGCUUCUGUGCGAUCUUUUGGAGAAUGCUGAGUGUAGACUGGAGACCCUGAGGCUGCAAAACUGUUCACUUUCUGAGAUCAGUGGUGCUUCUUUGGCCUCAGCUCUAGAGUCCAAUCCCUCCCAUCUGAAAGAGCUAGACCUGAGUAAUAACUCCAUACUGUGGGAUUCAAGACUGUGUUGGCUGUCUCAUAAAUGGAAGACACUAGAGACUCUGAGACUGAGGUUCUGCAGGUUGUCAAUGAGAGGCUGUGCUUCACUGGCCUCAGUUCUGAUGUCCAAACCCUCCCAAUUGAGAGAGCUGGAUCUGAGCUACAGCAAGUUCCUACAGAAGUCAGAGAAGAAGCUGCUGUCAGGAGAUUUUAAGAAUCAACUUGAGACUCUCAAACUUAAUGGCUGUGGACUAACAGACAAAAGCUGUGCUUCUCUGGCCUCAGCUCUGAAGUCCAACCCAUCCCAUCUGAGAGAGCUGGAGCUGAUGAACAACAACCUUCAGGAUUCAGGAGUGACGUUACUGUCUGCUGAACUGGAGAGUUCAGAUUGUAUACUGGAGACUCUGAGGCUUGGCAGCUGCGAACUGUCAGAGAUCAGCUGUGCUUCUCUGGCCUCAGCUCUGAAGUCCAACCCUUGCCAUCUGAGAGAGCUGGAUCUCAGUGAAAACAAGAUAAAUGAUUCAGGAGUGAAGCUGCUGUGUGAUUUUCUGGAGAAUUCACACUGUAGACUGAAGACUCUGAGAUUGAUGGACUGCAGUUUGUCAGAGAUCAGCUGUGCUUCUCUGGCCUCAGCUCUGAAGUCUAACCCCUCCCAUCUGAAAAAGCUGGAUCUAAGUGACAACAAGCUGCAGGACUCAGGAGUGAAGCUGCUGUGUGAUAUAUUAGAGAUUUCAGACUUUGAAAUGGAGACCCUGAGACUUGAUAACUGUGGACUGACGGAGAUCAGCUGUCCAUCUCUGGCCACAGCUCUGAAGUCCAACCCCUCCCAUCUGAUAGAGCUGGAUCUGAGUCAUAACGAGCUGCAGGAUUCAGGAGUGAAGCUUCUGUGUGAUUUUCUGGAGAGUCCACAAUGUAGACUGGAAACUCUGGGGUUGGUAUGCUGUAUGGUCACAGGGAAAGGCUGUGCUUCUCUGGUCUCAGCUCUGAAGACCAACCCCUCCCAUCUGAGAGAGGUGGAUCUAAAUGAGAACAAGCUGCAGGAUUCAGGAGUGAAACUACUGUGUGCUGGAUUGGAAAAUUGUAGAUUAGAGACUCUGAGGCUUGUUAUCUGUGGACUGAUGGAGGUCAGCUGUGCUUCUCUGGCCUCAGCUCUGAUGUCUGAAGUUUCCAAUCUGAGAGAGCUGGAUCUCAGUGACAACAACCUUCAGGAUUCAGGAGUGAAGCUGCUGUCUGCUGGACUGGAGAGUCCACACUGUAAACUGGAGACUCUGAGACUUGAUAGUUGUCAACUGACAGAGAGCUCCUGUGCCUUUCUGGCUUCAGUGCUGUCAAAGUAUAAGCCCAAGUCCAGCAUCUCCAGUAUGAGAGAGCUGGAUCUGAGUUACAACAACCUGCAGGAUUCAGGAGUGAGGCUACUGUCUGCUGGACUGGGGAAUCAAAACUGUAGACUGAAGACUCUGAGACUGAACAAAUGCAGUUUGUCAGAGAUCAGCUGUGCUUCUCUGGCCUCAGCUCUGAAGUCCAACCCUUCCCAUCUGAGAGAGCUGGAACUCAGUGACAACAAGCUUCAGGAUUCAGGAGUGCAGCUACUGUCUGCUGGACUGGGGAGUCCACACUGCAGACUGGAGACUCUGAGGCUCAGAUACUGUGGAUUGACAGACAACAGCUGUGCUUUUCUGAAAACAGCACUUGAGUUCAACCCCUCCCAUCUGAGGGAGCUGGACCUGGGUUACAAUGACAUGAAGAAUUUGGGGACUGGGCAUCUAUUAUCAUGUCUGAAGAAUCCACAUUGUCAUUUGGGAACUCUGAGGUUGACAAGCAGUGACCUGAAUAAUGAAGGCUUUGGUUAUCUGAAUUCAGCUUUCUGUUCCACACAAUGCAAUUUGAAAGAGCUGGACCUGAGUUUUAACCUGGACUGUUCACCAGUGAAACAACUGUUUGCUCUACUGGGGAAUCCACUGUGUGCUCUGGAGACUCUGAGGAUGGAUUAAGGUGUCACCCUUACAAGCAGAGCGGAGAGCAACCCAGAGACUCCAAACCACAAGUUCACCUCCCAACACAUUUGUUUAUUUUGAAACAACGUGGAGAUUUAAAUGCAAACAAAACCAAGAGAAAGAUGUGCACAGAUGCAGAUUAACUCCAGGCGAUACAGACUGAGAUACGUCAAGUAAGAACAUUUCAUAAGUCCAUUUUAAAUUUCUGCAUCAUAUUUAUUCAAGUUUACUGCAAAAUAUGUAGACAUUGCAGAUCUUUGUACUUUUUGUAAACACCAAAAAAAACUUUUGGCAUUAGCUCGCUACUCAUAUUUUCAGCUUCAUUAAUGAGCUUUUUACCUUUGAUUUGACUUCUGACUUGAUGUUACUGUAUUCUUCUGACACGAGAAUAAUUCCUUUCAAUAUAUUGUCAAUUUUCACAUCUUGAUGUCUAAAUUUUAUAUCCCAAAAAACACAAAUUCUUCACCCAGUUUGCUGCGUUUCCUUUCAGAAUGAAGCAAAGCUGCUGACUCAAUACUCUGAAUUAACUCAGUUCUACUUUGUGUAAUUAUUUACUUCAUAAUUUUCACUCAGUCCUCUCUUUUCUCUAUUAUUUUUUAUAUAGUUACAUUUCUUACUGUGCUGUACCUUUCAUGUUGUUGUUCCUUUAUGUCCUCGUUUGUUGUUAGUUUUUGGUUUUUGUUUGUGUAACACAUCAUUCUUGUUUUUUUUGUAAACUAUAUUACAUUUUUGCAAAUAAAAAGUGUCUUGGUCUUCCUCUUUUCUAGUUUCCCAGUGUCCUUGUUUUUUGACUUUUAUAUGUUUGAAAAUACAUGUGGAAGACUCGACUUUGACCUAAAAUAAGAAGGACCUUUGUGUUUCUACAUGAAAAUUAGUUUCACAUGAUUGUCCCUGAACGCACCAUACUUCUGCUGACGGUGCUACUUGUGGUUUUGGCCCCUUCCUGGAUCAGUUUGAUCCCUCUCAGCAUACAGUAUAUACCAUAAAUAUAUAUAUAUUUAACUUAAUAAUAUAUGUGUUGUUCUCCUCUUUGUUCUGAUAAACUAUUUAUCUUUAUAAAUAUAUACGAUCUGAGUGCAGUAGUUUAUGAUACAGCCUGUAAAACAUCAACAUGUUCAAGAACACACAUACAGAGUAACUACACAGUUUGUGAUUAAGGGUCACAUCAGUCAUUUCUGGGUGUUCAAAUAUAAGAAUAACCUAAAUCUGUACUCAUUAAACUAUGAAGAACAAUAUCUAUAUCUAUAUGUCUGCAGUUAAAUGUCUCUUUAUGACUGAGCUGCAUGUGAAGGAACACAGAAGGCUGUUUGUGAGAAGACAGACAACAAAAAGAAAUAAAUGAAAACAACAAAACACUAAACUAGCUGCAACUCUCACUGCCAGCUUGCUCUGCACCAUCAAAAUCACAAAAAACCUGUUUAUUUUCCCUUUAAUGUAGAUUCAGAGUAUGAAAAGAAAGCUACAACAUUGUGUUUUUGUCUUUUGUCACACUGUGACUUUCUGAAAAUCACACUGUCAACAUUGUUUGUGCUGCUCAUUCAACUGAAAUUUGAAUUCUCUUCACUUUCUGUGUCCAAUAUUCACUCUCUUUUAGCUGUUUUUGCUCUCUACCAACUC
Molecule: messenger RNA, 6517 nt
Organism: Thunnus maccoyii (southern bluefin tuna)
Lineage: Eukaryota; Metazoa; Chordata; Actinopteri; Scombriformes; Scombridae
Product: NACHT, LRR and PYD domains-containing protein 12-like
Exons: 21
Coding region: 77-4897 (1606 amino acids)
Molecular function (GO): protein binding; metal ion binding
Source: RefSeq, a predicted model, not a curated record